CAAUCUCCGCAAAGGUGGCAUCCAAUAAACAAAAAUGCCUACUACACGAUCAACAUCAGGUGCAAAGAAUGGCAAUAGAGCCGUAUCCAACGUCAAGAGAUCUAGACCUGUAGAAGAAGAGAAAGGAAGGAUAAAUAAGAAAGCAAAAGUAAGCAAACCUGCAACAAAAACACAAGCAAAAGAAUCUUCAAAGAGCACAACUGUACCAUCAAAAGAUACAAAGAAGACAAGACCUACAGCUAUCAGUGUGAUUGAUGCAGCAGAAGAAAAGGAAGAUAGCGAUGAAGACGAUAUGAUUGCUCUAGAUGCAGGGGAUGAUGAUGAUGAAGAAGAAGAAGAAGAAGAAGAAGAAGAGGUAGAAACUGAUAGUGAAGCAGAAGACGCAGAAGACGACGAUGCAGCUAUCCUAGCAGGGUUCUCCGACGUAGACGGAGCAGAUUCAUCCGACGAAGAUGAAGACGAUGACAAAGAGACAAAACAAGGCACAAUCAGCGCAUCUGGCGUGGUGAAAUUACCGAGCAGUAAAGAUGAUGCAGUGGUGAAAGCAAGAUUGGAAAAAGUGAACAAAAAGAGAAAAGAAAGCGGUCAAGCAGGUAAACCUAUCGUUCUUUAUUUCGGAAGAGUACCAAAAACUAUGCCUGAAAGUGCAUUACGAUCAUAUUUGGACCAAUUCGGAAACGUGAAACGGUUAAGAUUGGCACGUAACAAAAAGACUGGAGCAACAAAACAUUAUGCUUUCGUCGAAUUUGAAGAUGAAGAAGUUGGAAAGAUUGUUUGUGAGACAAUGCACAAUUACCUAUUAGAAGGAAGGUUGUUGCAAGUGCACAUUGUCCCCAAGGAAAAACAACAUCCUAGCCUUUGGGUAGGUGCAAAUCGCACCUACCGCAAGAUUCCAGCCGACAGAAAGUUCCGUGUUUCUCAUAAUAAAGCACGAACACAAGAACAAAAAGAGAGAGCAGAGACAAAGUUACUGCAACGACAAGAAAAGCGCAGAAAGCGAAUCAAACAACAAGGAAUCGAUUACGAUUUCGAAGGUUAUACCAAAGCAUGAUUUCUCUCUUUAUACAAACACUCAUUUAUAUCUUCAUCUGUUGUUUUAUUGUACAAUUGCAUUCAUUCCGGUAUAUGCUAUGAAGAUAGGAGGCCAUUAAAAGUUGUAGAUUGGCAAGAGAUGACUAGGGUUAAACGAC
Meira miltonrushii is the source of this 1190-nucleotide messenger RNA. RefSeq lists its product as uncharacterized. Gene Ontology annotation, molecular function: RNA binding. Gene Ontology annotation, cellular component: nucleolus. The record is from RefSeq and is a predicted model, not a curated record. Bases 35 to 1051 code for a protein of 338 amino acids. Lineage: Eukaryota; Fungi; Basidiomycota; Exobasidiomycetes; Exobasidiales; Brachybasidiaceae. The transcript has a single exon. Gene Ontology annotation, biological process: maturation of LSU-rRNA from tricistronic rRNA transcript (SSU-rRNA, 5.8S rRNA, LSU-rRNA).